Messenger RNA from Lepisosteus oculatus (spotted gar), 1008 nucleotides. It is a transcript of the gene pet100, whose product is annotated as PET100 cytochrome c oxidase chaperone. Gene Ontology annotation, cellular component: mitochondrion; mitochondrial inner membrane. NCBI's taxonomy places the organism in Eukaryota, Metazoa, Chordata, Actinopteri, Semionotiformes, Lepisosteidae. Gene Ontology annotation, biological process: mitochondrial respiratory chain complex IV assembly. The record is from RefSeq and is a predicted model, not a curated record.
ACCAAUCGGCGCUAUCUCUACCGGAAGCGUUGUGAAGUGAAGGUUGAUGCAAACAUGGGGGUAAAGUUAGAGAUCUUCCGGAUGAUGCUGUACCUGUCCUUCCCAGUGGCCAUGUUCUGGGUCUCCAACCAGGCGGAGUAUUUCGAGGAGUACGUGGUGAAGAGAAAGCGGGAGAUCUACCCCCCAGAUGAGAAGAUGCAGAGGAAGGAGCUGGAGGAGUUUAAGGAGAGGAUGCGCAACAGGAAGGAGCAGAGGCUGCUGAAGCAGAUGGGUGUGAGUGAAUCCCAGCAGGACUGACCCGACACGGCUCCGAGACGGACGGGGCAGAGCAGCGCCUCUGAGCCCUCUUUAACCUCGGCGGCAUGGGUCCAGAGCACUGCUGAGCUGGGGGACUGGCUGCAGUGAAGACAGCCCGAUUUCCAGUACUUGUGCCCUGUGCUGUGGGCUACAGUUCCUUCUGGUGGGGUUUUACAAAGUCAUGGUGCUGUUGGUGCACUAGCUCUUCACAUGAAAGUCAACUUAGUUCUCCAACUACAACCCUUUCGGCUUUGACUCCCAACUCCCUUUGUGCAGCAGUUUGGUCCGGCUCAUGUUUUCCCAGCUUUGUCAGCAAUGGCUUUGGUUCACAAGAAGCCGUAAAAGCCUGAGCAGCUCGUUUGCGUUCUCUUGUUAUCGUCUCUCUAUGCAGUUGGACCCAGAGCAGUGUAACAAGCUUUAAAUACAGGAUGCAGGGCUUUGGAAAGAACUGCUUGGAAAACCUGGAAACGAUCAGACAGCUGUGCAGUGGGAGCUUGGUCUCUCUGUAUUGAAGAAAGGGUGUUAUGAUAAUGUUCAGGAAUGUCCUAGAAGCUGAAAGCUUGAUACAAAGUAGCUUCAAUCUUUAGGAAUGUGGCCCAAGGGAAUAGCAAAUUCAUGUAAAUAUAAAAUGCAGUUAUGUAUUUUUCUUAAAACAUUGGUGUAAAUGUGUUUUCAUUAAAGUUUUUUUUCUCACCCAAGAGUUCUAACAUA